UAUUUGAUUAAAGUCUUAUCAUAUCUGAUUGAGUUCAAAGUGUGAAACCGUGCUGGAAGCAAUUGAUCGAAUUUUUGGUUUCGUGAUGCAAGAGAAAAUUGGCUGAGCAGUCUGGAGUAAAAAAGCUUAGAUGUAACCGUUUGGAACGUCACCCGCUUGAGUCUUUUUAUUUUGAUUUUCUCCCUUUUUUGAGCUCGAGCGAGCACUUUGGAAUAGAUUCAAGCACGGUUAAUGCUUUGAGAGUUGGAGUUUGAUGAGGCUGAUUGAAAAAUACAUUAUGAAAUUUGGGUAAGAUAUAGAUAUUUUGAGAAUUCAACUAGGAAAUGUUGAUGGGAACAAUCAAACGAAGAUUGAUUUGGUACUUAUCUACUAUUUUGGUAUUCAGAAAAGAUCAUUUAUUACUCUCCCUUUCUAUCUCGCGAUAAGAUAAUAACUUAUGUUAAAAGAAACUACUUUGAAAUCCAUGGAACUCUGCAGCAUGAUAGGACAUGUUUCUCAUCUAAAAGGUUGAAGGUCGACGUCAGCGCAAAAAAAUUCUCAUUUUGGUAUAUCAGAGCUUUGGACUAGUUUUUGGUGGCUUGAGCAUUUCCCCACUUUAUGUUUACAAGUGUACAUUUUCUGGGAGUUUGGGUAAUUAUCAAACUGAGGAUGCAAUAUUUGGGGUGUUUUCCUUGAUUUUUUGGACUUUUACCCUUCUUUCGCUGUUGAAGUAUGUCAUUAUCAUGCUGAAUGCAAAUGACAAUGGUGAAGUCAUUUGCAGGAGGAAUUAUGGCAUUAUAUUCACUCCUUUGCCGAAAUGCAAAAUUCUCUUUGCUGCCUAAUUAUCAAGCAGCGGAUGAGGAGCUCUUCACGUAUCAUUACCGAGGUUUCUCAAAUAGAAGUAUACCUUCCUCUAUAAUCAGACGAUUCGUUGAGAGGCAUAAAAGCGCAAAAACUGGCUUACUGAUUGUUACCUUAUUUGGUGCUUGCAUGGUAAUUAGUGUUGGUGUCUUAACUCCUGCAAUUUCUGUUCUUUCAUCUGUUGAGGGCCUAAAAUUUCAAGCGACAAAUCUGCAUAAUAGUAUCGUGAUUGUUAUUGCCUGUAUUUUACUGGUCGGUCUUUUUGUCUUGCAACACCGAGGCAGCCACAGGGUGGCAUUUAUGUUCGCUCCCAUCAUGAUUCUAUGGGUACUUGCGAUUGCUACUGUUGGUGUCUACAAUGUCAUUAAGUGGAAUCCAAGGGUAUACCAGGCUCUUUCUCCAUAUUAUAUUUACAAGUUCUUUAAGGACACAGGAAAAGAUGGCUGGGUUUCUCUUGGAGGAAUAAUACUCUGUGUUGCUGGAACCGAAGCAAUGUUUGCAGAACUUGGCUACUUCACCGCAGCAUCAAUGAGGGUCACAUUUUCUUGUCUUAUUUACCCAUGUUUAAUACUUCAAUAUAUGGGCCAAGCUGCAUUUCUUUCAAAGAAUGUUUCCGAAGUAUCUAUGAGCUUUUAUGCUUCCAUUCCUGAUCCCUUAUUUUGGCCAAUGCUUGUGGUGGCAAUUUUUGCUGCAAUGGUCGCCAGUCAGGCUGUUAUAUCUGGCACAAUCUCAAUUGUCAAACAAUGCCAUGCAUUAGGAUGUUUCCCUCGUGUCAAGGUUGUUCAUACAAGGAGGUGGAUCCCUGGUCAGAUAUACAUUCCUGAGAUAAACUGGAUCCUUAUGAUUCUCAAUCUGGCUGUCACAGUUGGUUUUCGAGAUGUGAAUCCUAUUGGAAAUGCUUAUGGGAUUGCAUAUCUGACUGUCACAUUUGUGACAACUUGCUUGAUGUCACUGAUCAUCAACCUCGUAUGGCACAAGAGUCUUGUGUUUUCCCUUAUAUUCAUCCUGUUCUUUGGAUCCAUUGAGCUUAUCUUCCUUUCAUCUUCUUGCAUGAGAAUCCCUAAAGGUGGCUGGGUUCCUCUUGUGAUCGCUGCGGUGUUCUUAUUCAUUAUGUAUGUCUGGCAUUAUGGUUCCAGGAAGAAGUAUUUAUAUGACCAACAUAACAAGGUUUCCAUGAAAUGGAUACUGACACAGGGUCCUAGUCUUGGGGUCAUUAAGGUUCCUGGAAUUGGCCUCAUAUACACUGAAUUGGCAACUGGAGUCCCAGCAAUGUUUAACCAUUUCUUAACAAACUUACCCGCUUUUUAUCAAGUAGUUGUUUUCGUCUGUGUUAAAACUGUUCCUGUUCCCUAUGUACCCCUUCAAGAACGGUAUCUCAUUGGCCGGAUUGGGCCGAGAUCUUACCGGAUGUACCGCUGCAUUGUCCGAAAUGGCUACAAAGAUUUUAAUAGCAGUGAAGAUGAUUUUGAAAAUGAUCUGGUGAUGAGCAUAGCAGAGUUCAUCCAACUGGAAGCUGAAGGUCCCCGUACUCUUGAUGGCUCUGUAGAUGGUCGAAUGGCAGUUGUGAGGACGUCUGAAAAGUUUGGGACUAGAUUGAGAAGGUCAGAAUCUGCAUUCUUUGGUGAAAGCUCAAGCCCUUUGACCUCUGCUACUGUGACUAGCAGCAAGUCAGCCACAUUGCAGAAAUUGAAGUCUAUGAAUAGACAGGAAUCAAUCCAUCUCAACAAUAGGCCAACGGUUCAUUUUGAGUUGGUGAAUACAAAAUACAAGGAUCUACAUGUCAAGCAAGAGCUCUUGGAGCUUGUGGAAGCUAAGCAUGCUGAGGUUGCAUAUGUUGUAGGCCACUCGCAUAUCAAAGCAAAAUGGAAUUCAUCGUUCUUAAAGAAGUUUGCAGUCAAUAUCGUCUACUCUUUCUUGCGUAAAAACUGCCGCGCCCUUUCUGUGGGCUUGAAUAUCCCCCAUAUCUGUUUGAUUGAAGUUGGUAUGACCUACCAUGUGUAGCAGAAUCUACAUGUAUACCUGAAGUAUUUUAAGUUACAUGAGGUUUCUUUUCUGGUGCUACUGGAAAUUGCAAUAUGUUGUCACACUUGUGGUUUUUGACUUUUGAGAGAAUUGUUGCUCUGAAAUCUUCACUGGGCAUAAUGGUAGGGGGUGAAAGGCUGCAUCUGAAUGAUUGUUUCAAUUCAUUUUAUUGUAGCACUAAAUGCAGGCUCCUAUUAAUUGGUUUUGCCAAGUAGCUCAAUCUUAGAUCAUGGACUGAUCUUCCAGUUUGGAAGGCUUGCCAUUUAUGAUUUUCCAAA
Messenger RNA from Juglans microcarpa x Juglans regia, 3140 nucleotides. RefSeq names its product potassium transporter 3. Gene Ontology annotation, molecular function: potassium ion transmembrane transporter activity. Bases 730 to 2841 code for a protein of 703 amino acids. The record is from RefSeq and is a predicted model, not a curated record. Lineage: Eukaryota; Viridiplantae; Streptophyta; Magnoliopsida; Fagales; Juglandaceae. Gene Ontology annotation, biological process: potassium ion transmembrane transport. The transcript is spliced from 9 exons. Gene Ontology annotation, cellular component: membrane.